This is a messenger RNA of Gambusia affinis (western mosquitofish), 1156 nucleotides long. RefSeq lists its product as uncharacterized. The transcript has 2 exons. Lineage: Eukaryota; Metazoa; Chordata; Actinopteri; Cyprinodontiformes; Poeciliidae. The record is from RefSeq and is a predicted model, not a curated record. The coding region runs from base 83 to 982 and encodes 299 amino acids.
UUGGCAACACGUUAAUGUUCUUUGGUGUCUGGAAAAUGAGCCGUUUCAAAACCCUUCAGAAAGAAACAUCACAAGUCUGCAGAUGAUGAACUCAUCAGUGACCAACGACUCCUUCCCUCCACAAUCCUUCUUCCUCUCAUAUGUCCAGUGCAUCAUCUCCAGCUCAAACUCCCGUUUCCUCAUGGCGUUCUACGGCCUCCACAUCGUCCUCAUCCUCCCUCUCUGCGUCUUCCUCUUCUACCACUGUCUCAGCCAGCAGUGUCGGCAGACCUCCGCCUCUGCAUCAACGAGUCACUCUGACAACUUCAGUUGCCACGUUGCCUUCAUGGAGUUGAUCAGUGUCUGUGGACUUGCCACCGGCUAUGUUGCCGUUAUAAAGCAGGACGCUGACGUGAUGUUGGUGGGGAUACUAGUCUGCAAGUUCACUUGGUACGGAGAGACGUUUUUUCACAUCUUGACAUGUUUGGAGUGUUACCUCGCUGUUGUCCAUCCCUUCAUCUACCUGAGGGUCAAAGGUGACAUGGAAGUCAGGUUCAGAAUCAUCACUACAAGUUGUGUCUGGGUGCUGUGCUUGGUAGGGGCGGUUCUGGCGCUGAAGGAAGCCUUUAUUUUGGUAGAUCUCGGUGUCAUGAUUUUGUCUUUGGUUGUCAUUUCUUUCUGCUGCCUCUCUGUUCUCUGCGUUCUGGUCCGUCCGCGUCCAGGAGAACCGGCGGGGAGUAAAGAAAAGGUUGACCCAUCAAAGCUUAGGGCGUUCUACACCAUUGUGGCCUUACUAGCAGUGCUGCUGGUGAGAUUGGGUUGGGGUCUGGUUUGGACCUCGUAUGAUGCGUUAGGAGGAAGUAACGUAUGUUUGAUUGCGAUCUGCACUUUCUGGUUUAACCUCCCCAGCAGUUUGGUUUUACCUCUGAUGUUCCUCCAGAGAACAGAGAAGUUACGGUGCUGCAAGAAAAACAUCCAGCAAAAGAAGAAAAAUACAAACUAGGCUUGUAACCUUUUCUGAAAAAUCUGAAUCUCACACAUAUAACAUAUCUGAACAUGAAAUUUACAACAUACAGAUAAAUAAAACGAUUCAGACGUAUUCUGUUUCCUAAUUAACCUAAUUCAUUCUGUUCACAAACUUCAAAUCCAUCAGCAGAAAAUAAAACAUCUAAAAGAG